CACUAACUAACUCAUCAUUUGACGCCACUUGCGAUCCUAAACACAGAUCAUAAAUCUUAUUGAUACUUUUUCACUCUUUUACUUUCUUCAACUUUCCAAUUUACAGCACUUAAAGGCUAAUUCUACACAUUUAAGCUGAUUGCUUAAUUAUUGUUGUUGUUCUUUUCUUGGGAGUUAGUCAUCUUCAGAUCCAUAUACCCACGCGACGCGCAUUCAUUCCAACGACACAAAUAUCCAGUUCAUCGGUUCUACCUCCUACUAACUAUAUAUCAUCCAAGCUCUUUCUAACUGGCUCUUCGCCCAUUUCGUUACGAUAUCCCAUCACGAUAUUCAUACAAGCUUUGAACCAUCAAUCUGAAUUUAAAAGAUACCCACCUCCAGCUUAACCCAACCGCCUGCCUAGAUUACGCAGUCGGUAACUUAUGAUUUAUUAAGCACAAAGAUACGGACAUGUUAAUGAGCAUUCAGCCAAACGACACACGUCUUUAUGCAAACCGAUAACCCUGAUUCAAGAUGGAAGAGGAGGAUAUUCGUGAGGUUGAAUUAUCGACCAUAGCAGCCAUUUAUCCCGAGUUGCAAGUUAAUGAGGAUGACCCAUACACCUUCUCAAUCGAACUACCUGUAAGCUUGAAUGAGCCAGUCACUGUACUGUUUCCAGCCGCCACCGAGGGCGUACCUCCGGUUGAGCCGGAACAAGCCCAGGUCCCAGCAGCGCCGGUAGUAGAUUCUCACAUGCUAUCCAAUUUGCCAGCUCUGCAAGCCUGCAUCACCCUCCCAGAAGGAUACCCCGAGAAGAAGCCACCCACAGUCUCUCUCUCAACCUCACCUCCAUGGCUAUCCGAGCAAAUAUUGCGCAAGCUUGAAGGCGACGUGGAAGUCCUCUGGGAAGAAAUCGGGCAAGACCAGGUCAUUUUCACGUACAUCGAUAGCCUACAGCAGUCUACUGAGAAUAUUUUUGGUUUGGUUGAUGAUCAGGGGCAGUUGAAAGUUGAUCCACAACACAAGAUUACCAUAUUGGACUACGAUAUCAGAGCCAAGCAAAGAGCUUUCGAAAAGGAGACUUUCGAGUGUGGCAUCUGCCUAGAUCCCAAGAAAGGAAGUGUUUGUCAUAAGAUGCUUUCUUGUGGGCAUGUUUUCUGCGUUCAGUGUCUGCAGAAUUUCUACAACAAUGCCAUCACCACAGGCGACAUAGGUGCUGUCCAGUGUACCGAACCAAAUUGUGCCAAGGAACGAGAAGAUGCCAUCGAAGGCUCCAUGAAGAAGAAGAAGGCAGCCACCUUCAUCAGCCCUAGUGAACUCCUGCAAAUCCCGUUGGAACGAGAGACAGUUAUGCGGUUCGUAAUGUUGAGGCACAAGACUGAGCUUGAAUCGGAUAAGAGCACAGUGUACUGUCCUCGCUCGUGGUGUCAAGGCGCCGCUCGAUCGAAGAAGCACAAGAAGCCUGAGGGACUCGAUUUCGUAGAAGCUUCGGAUGAAGACUCGGACACAGACAAUGUCAAAAAUGCCCAGGCCCGGUUGAAGAAGUCCUCAAAACAGGACCUGCUUGCGAUCUGCGAAGACUGUGGAUUUGCUUUUUGUACAGAAUGUCAACUAUCAUGGCACGGCGAGUUCAAGGCAUGCAUGCCGAAAAAGACCCAGUAUGAUAUCACGGAAGAGGAAAAGGCAUCAUUGGAGUAUGUGAAGUUGCACACGACGCCGUGUCCGACUUGUGGUGCCCCAGUGCAGAAGACGCAAGGCUGCAACCACAUGCGCUGUUUCAGGUGCGCAACACACUUCUGUUACCUAUGCUCAGCUUGGCUUAACCCCUCGAAUCCGUAUCAGCACUUCAACGUUCAACCUUCAGGUGGUUUCAGCGGCUGUUACAUGAGGCUAUGGGAGCUUGAGGGUGGCGAUGGUGACGAUGUUGGAUUGGCCUUCGAGGGUAAUGCUAGAGCUAAUCUGGAUGAUGGACUUGGCCAACUCCUAGUUCAAGUGGACGAACAGGAGUUGGAAGAGCAGCCAGCUCCCGUCCAGCCUCAACCACCAAGGGAGCACCUUAAUGGAAGAGUUGCCGUGGCUCGUGAGGGCCCUCUCGUACUCCGAAUCGAAGGCGAGGCGCUACGGCUACCUGUUCAAGAAGUACCCAUCCAAGGGGUAAUUCGUCGUCAGCAACCCGGCAUUCCAGGUGAUCGUAGAGAAGCCGGUGUAGGCCAGCGAGGAAACCGAGGCGGCAGAGGAGGCAGGGGAGGCAGAGGAGGCAGAGGCGCUGGGGUGAAUCGACAAAACAACCGGAAUCGACCUCAGGGGCAGAACCAACAAUUGAAUAACAACGGUCGCAACCCCCCGAAUGGGAUACGGAUUGACGAAGUACUCCGAGGAGAUGGCCAAAAUGGCCAAAUAGAUCCCCAUCACGCAGCAUGGAUUCGCCAAUUUGUGCGGUUGGCACUCGAGGAUCAGGAAGAUUUGGUCGAAAUCGAUGAGUGAUGACGAGUAGCACGAAAAGCAGUUUUUUGAUAGGUGCAACUCUACUCUAGGUUAGGCAGUAGGCAUGCGAGGCCAUGCGAGGCACGAUAUUCCUAAGAUGGUAACAAGUACGCCCCGAAACGA
Molecule: messenger RNA, 2586 nt
Organism: Hypoxylon fragiforme
Lineage: Eukaryota; Fungi; Ascomycota; Sordariomycetes; Xylariales; Hypoxylaceae
Product: RWD-domain-containing protein
Exons: 3
Coding region: 514-2463 (649 amino acids)
Biological process (GO): protein polyubiquitination; ubiquitin-dependent protein catabolic process; positive regulation of proteasomal ubiquitin-dependent protein catabolic process
Cellular component (GO): cytoplasm; ubiquitin ligase complex
Molecular function (GO): zinc ion binding; ubiquitin protein ligase activity; ubiquitin conjugating enzyme binding
Source: RefSeq, a predicted model, not a curated record